AUGGAUCUCGUCAACAGUCUCGAAGGCCGCCUUCUCUUUGCCGUGCCCAAGAAGGGCCGGCUCAAUUCAGCCACACUCAACCUCCUUGAGGGUGCCGAUAUCCAGUUCCGCCGCGAGAACCGCCUUGACAUCGCUCUCGUCAAGAAUCUCCCAAUUGCCCUCAUCUUCCUCCCCGCCGCCGAUAUCCCCACCUUUGUCGGUGAAGGCCGAGUCGACCUGGGCAUCACUGGAUGGGACCAGGUUCAGGAGCACGAUGCCUCAGUCCGCGCCUACAACCACAUGCGACGCAGUUCGGUCGACCUCUCCAACACCGACGACAAGGUGGCCGGCUCCGACAUGGUUAUGGAGCUGGGCUUUGGAAGCUGCAAGCUCCAGGUCCAGGUGCCCGAGAAGGGCCAGUACAAGACCCCCCAGGAUCUCAUUGGCAAGACGAUUGGCACCAGCUUCGUCAGUCUCGCCGCCGAUUACUUCCUGAAGCUUGAGCAGGGUGACGAUACCGAGGGCGGCAUCUCUCCUCGCAAGAUGCGCACUAAGAUUGUCGAGCUCAGCGGCAGUGUUGAGGCUGCCUGUGCCCUUGGUGUUGCCGAGGGUAUUGUUGAUCUUGUUGAGUCCGGAGAGACCAUGCGAGCUGCUGGUCUCAAGGCCAUUGACACCGUCGUCGAUUCCACUGCUGUUCUCAUCAAGUCGAAAUCACCCUCCAACCCCGAGCUGAUCGACCUCAUCACUUCGCGCAUCCGAGGCGUCAUCACUGCGCAGCGUUAUGUGCUCUGCCAGUACAACGUCGAGCGAAGCCGGUUGAUCGAGGCGACCAAGGUCACCCCCGGCAAGCGCUCAGCAACCGUCACCGCCCUCGAUGAGGAAGGCUGGGUUGCUGUGAGUUCCAUGGUUGAGAGCAAGAAGAUUGCUCUGGUCAUGGACGAGUUGACCCGAAUCGGAGCCCAGGACAUCCUGGUGCUCGAUAUUCACAACGCGCGCUAG
Messenger RNA from Fusarium keratoplasticum, 978 nucleotides. Its product is annotated as ATP phosphoribosyltransferase. Gene Ontology annotation, molecular function: ATP phosphoribosyltransferase activity; magnesium ion binding. Gene Ontology annotation, cellular component: cytoplasm. Lineage: Eukaryota; Fungi; Ascomycota; Sordariomycetes; Hypocreales; Nectriaceae. The transcript is spliced from 4 exons. The coding region runs from base 1 to 978 and encodes 325 amino acids. Gene Ontology annotation, biological process: L-histidine biosynthetic process. The record is from RefSeq and is a predicted model, not a curated record.